This is a messenger RNA of Hemibagrus wyckioides, 2112 nucleotides long. It is a transcript of the gene cgrrf1, whose product is annotated as cell growth regulator with ring finger domain 1. The record is from RefSeq and is a predicted model, not a curated record. The transcript is spliced from 6 exons. Gene Ontology annotation, biological process: negative regulation of cell growth. Bases 169 to 1161 code for a protein of 330 amino acids. Lineage: Eukaryota; Metazoa; Chordata; Actinopteri; Siluriformes; Bagridae.
CUGUUAAAGCGGAAGUGUGUGUUAUCUGGAGCUCCCAGUGUUGUGACAGCGCUGUGUGUGUUCCGUCAUUUCACUGGACCCGGACCUGGACCUGGACCCGGACCUGGACCUGAUGUGUGGUUUCAUCUGAAGUUAAAGCUGUGUGUUACUUCAUGUUGUAUUUCCGCUAUGGCGGCGGAGUUUAUAGUGAAACUGUAUGAAUAUUCUCCACUUUUUUACAUCAGUGUGAUAGCGGUGUGUUUCAUCCUGACUGUGGCAGCAGUGCUGGGCUGGUUUGGCUUCGAUGUUCCAGUGAUGGUGAGAAGUUCAGAUGAAACUGAUCCUCUUCCUCCUGCUCCAGAGAAGAAGAUGGUUCAGGUUCUCAAUCCGUUCUCUCUGGAGAUCGACACAAACACCAUGCCGGGAUCAGUGACGGAUGGUGUGUGUCUGCGGUCAUGUUGUUUAGAGGAGUGUGUGUUGAGUUGUUAUUGGGGCUGCAGUGUUCAGGCUCUGCAGUUUGCUCUGCAGGAACACCGCUACACACGAAGACUGAACACAGCGCGUUUAUUCCAACAGGCUUUACAGGGGCAGUACCUGCACUGCCACACCUUCACCAUGGCUAAAGGUCAGAGGUCAGACUCUGUCACUCAGAUGCCCCCUGAUCUCGGAGUGACGGAUUUUGGAUUCCUGCCAAGAGAUCGCUAUCCGCUAGUCUCUGUGCUCACCUUAGCUAACGCUGAGGACAGAGAUGCUUACAACAUUGUGGUGAGUGUUACGGUUCUUCAUGUUCCUGAUGAUAAGUACCGUCUCUCUGCGAGGAUCCUGUUCCACGUCCUGCUCACUGCUGAUGGAAACAUGUUUGAUCUGAAGCCACUCUUCAUGUCCUCUGACGGCACAAGCCCCGCCCCUACAGAGGAAGAGGAAAAGCCACAUGAAAAAGAACCGAAGGAUGAAGAGUUGGACGAAGAGGGGGUGUGGCCAGACGCUGUAGGGCGGGACUGCGUGGUGUGUCAGAAUGCGGCGGUGAACCGCGUGUUGUUGCCGUGUCGCCAUGCGUGUGUGUGUGACGAGUGUGUGUGGAGGUUUCAGCACUGCCCCAUGUGUCGAGCCUUCGUCUGCGAGUCCUUUACCCUGUCUCCGCCCACAAACACUCCCCUCUCUCCCCAGGGGCGGGGUUUAUAAACCAAACAUACACAGAGCACUGCUUUUUAAUGAUAUUUUAGUAAUUUUAUUCACUUUCUAUAAUAAUCUCUGGAGGAACUUUCUUCCACUGUGUAUAAACUCUUAAACCUAGUGCACUAUGUAGUGAACAUGAUGUUUAGGACGAAUGCUGUAAUAUCGUGUAUAUAAACGCCGUAUUUUAUCUAUUUAUUGGUCUGAUUACUGAGUCUAAAGUUUACUCUGAAGGUCAGAAACAUUUCAAAGCCAUCAGUGUUAAAGUGUGUAAAUCCGACGAGUGUUCCUUUUUAAAUCAAAGAAAUAAAAAUGAAAUGCCCUGCAAUAAGUGUUGAUAUUUAGUUAUUUUAGAAUUAUAAAUUUAAUAAAACCAUCAGAGAAGACUUCUCUCUGUUUAGUGUUCUUAUAAUAAAGUCCCAAAAUACGGCCUCUUUUAAAUUUCAAUAAUUAAGACUUGAAAAAAUAAAUACUGUACAUUAACUCUGGGUCGUUGACCGGAAGAUCAAGGGUUCAAGCCCCAGCACCACCAAGUUGCCACUGUUGGGCCCUUGAGCAAGGCCCUUAACCCUCUCUGCUCCAGGGGCGCUGUAUCAUGGCUGACCCUGUGCUCUGACCCCAACCUCCAAGGAUGGGAUAUGUGAAGAAAGAAUUUCACUGUGCUGUAAUGUAUAUGUGACAAAUAAAGGCAACUUAAUUUAAACACAGGAAAGAAAAACAUUCAGUAUGAAACUUUAAUGAGGUGAUAAUGUCUGAUUAUUUAUUUCAGAUUAAACACAAGGUCAGCGCUGAUGUCACAAUAGUGUGUUAAGAGACACUGCUGCAACCUAAUAAAACACAAAACUAGGGACCCAAAGAAGACACACACUCUGUAGCAUUCAGAAGGGUAGAGUGAUGGUUUUACACACACACACACACACACACACACACACACGAUACAAAUGUGUGUUUAAAUCUGAA